CGCCGCGGCCGGCGGACGACACUGAUGAGAAACCAGCUGUGGACAGGGGAAGGGCGCUCUGUCGGUCACCGCAGUGUGUUCCCUGGAUCGUGGAAGCCGUUGACCCCCAGCCCCCGGGAAGUGACGGGCCUCAGUGCCCGCUCGCCUCCGGGUGCGAGGUACCAGCUGGAGGAUGACUCUGCCCAUUUGGAUGAAAUGCCACUGAUGAUGUCUGAAGAAGGCUUUGAGAAUGACGAGAGUGACUACCACACGUUGCCACGAGCCAGGGCCAUGCGGAGGAGACGAGGGCUGCCGUGGUUCCUCUGUGGAGGGUGGAAGUUUCUCUGCACCAGUUGCUGCGAUUGGCUGAUAAAUGUUUGUCAGAGAAAAAGAGAGCUGAGAGCUCGCACCGUGUGGCUCGGACAUCCUGAGAAGUGUGAAGAGAAGCACCCCAGAAAUUCCAUCAAAAAUCAGAAAUACAAUGUCUUUACCUUUAUUCCUGGGGUUUUGUAUGAACAGUUCAAGUUCUUCUUGAAUCUCUAUUUUCUGGUAGUCUCCUGCUCCCAGUUUGUACCAGCACUGAAGAUAGGCUAUCUCUACACCUACUGGGCUCCUCUGGGAUUUGUCUUGGCUGUUACUAUUAUGAGGGAAGCAAUGGAUGAAUUUCGGCGUUUUCAGCGAGACAAGGAGGUGAAUUCACAACUAUACAGCAAGCUCACAGUAAGAGGGAAAGUCCCCGUCCAGAGCGCAGACAUACACGUCGGAGACCUCAUCGUGGUGGAAAAGAAUCAAAGAAUUCCAUCGGACAUGGUGUUUCUUAGGACUUCAGAAAAAGCAGGUUCAUGUUUUAUUCGAACUGAUCAGCUGGAUGGUGAAACUGACUGGAAGCUGAAAGUGGCUGUGAGCUGCACGCAGAGGCUGCCAGCCCUGGGGGACCUGUUUUCCAUCAGCGCCUAUGUCCAUGCCCAGAAGCCGCAGCUGGAUAUUCACAGCUUUGAGGGCACGUUUACCAGGGAAGACAGUGAUCCACCCAUUCAUGAGAGUCUCAGCAUAGAAAAUACAUUGUGGGCAAGCACAGUUGUUGCAUCAGGUACUGUAAUAGGUGUUGUCAUUUAUACUGGAAAAGAGACUCGAAGUGUAAUGAACACAUCCAAUCCAAAAAAUAAGGUAGGCUAGAUUAAGGGGCAACUGCUUAAUGAACUUGCUUUUCCCUUUCAGUAAGAAAGUACCUGUAGUUCUGAGUAGCCCACUCAUUUUAGUUUAAUACGUAACCUAAAACAGACUUUCAAACUGCUGAUUUAGGAUAUGAAUUCUCUGUAUUUAUGUAACAACAUGCUCAUACAGAAGAAUUUCCAAAAGUAUCUUUUCUUGGAUAAUCGGUUUUGUAUGUCUCUUAAAUUUUCAUUGUUGGAUAUAUAAUUUGCCCAUAAUUUGACAGUUAAUUGUGGGUCUCUGAAUUUCUUUUCAAUCUAUUUAUUUUACAAUUUGCUCUUUAUUUUUAUGUUAAUGAUUCAUUUUAAUAUAAAGGAAUCUGCACUGUUUUUAGAGUAAUUUGAUAGUGUUAUAUUGUUAACCUAGUCUAUGUAAAUUAUUUACAUUUUAGAAGAGGUAUUUUAAAAACCAGGUUUUGGUUUUAAAGACUGCUUGAUUCUAUUUCUAAAUUGAUUGUCUUCCUGUCAUAUUCCUAAAAUUGUUAUUUAUCCACGCAACGUGUGUGCAAGUUAAAUCACGCAAAGCCACAUAGGUGAGCUUUCCGGGUGUGACCGCAGGUAA
Molecule: messenger RNA, 1752 nt
Organism: Miniopterus natalensis
Lineage: Eukaryota; Metazoa; Chordata; Mammalia; Chiroptera; Miniopteridae
Source: RefSeq, a predicted model, not a curated record